CCCCCCCCCCAACACACAUCGCUCUCUCACCGGUCAACCCCCGUCAGCGAGCCCCUCUCAUCGGCCGCUGAUUAAUAGCUAACACUGGACCACCUAGGACACUCCCACCCUACCGACCGACCACCGCCUAGCGCUGGAAGCCCACCCUACGCUCAGGGCCCGCGAAGAGAGCCACCUCGGAGUGUAAACCCGUGGUUUUUAGAUCACCAACCCCCUCUAGUUCUACUCUGUGGGAUUUUCGGGGUCCGUGUCUUCUCUACCUCACUACCCCGAUGCCUCCCUGCUCCCGUGUGUAACCUCAGCUGCACUAUCUCCGACCCUCCGGGCUGCACCGACACCGGUUCUGCUGCUUCUGACAAUCCGACCAAGGAGCGCUGCUGCUCGGCGUGCACCGACUGCGGCGAACCGCAGUGGACACAUCCUGCUCUCUCCAUCUCUGCCUCAUCGCUCAGUGUGGCUGCAGCAGAGGGGAGCUAGCUCACCGCUCCGUUCCUCUUCACACCCACACGGAUAGCAAAUCCAGUUACGGACCUUCCCCUUUCAACCCUCCCUCCAGCCCCACCGCAGCGCCCGAGCCACGGGUCUCGCCAUGCCGGGUCCGGUGGCCGGUAGCAAGUCCCGUGUGUACGCAGAUGUCAACACGCUGAAGAGCCGGGAGUACUGGGACUACGAGGCCCACGUACCCAACUGGAACAACCAGGAGGACUACCAGCUGGUUCGUAAGCUGGGCAGGGGGAAGUACAGCGAAGUGUUCGAGGCGAUCAACAUCACCAACAACGAGAAGGUGGUUGUUAAGAUCCUGAAGCCAGUCAAGAAGAAGAAGAUCAAGCGAGAGAUCAAGAUCCUGGAGAACCUGCGAGGAGGAACCAACAUCAUUCGACUUGUGGACACAGUUAAAGACCCAGUGUCCAGAACUCCGGCGCUCGUCUUUGAAUGCAUCAAUAACACAGACUUCAAGGAGCUGUACCAGAAGUUGACAGAUUAUGAUAUCCGUUUCUAUAUGUAUGAACUACUGAAGGCUCUGGACUACUGUCACAGUAUGGGAAUCAUGCACCGUGACGUCAAACCACACAAUGUGAUGAUCGAUCACCAGUUGAGAAAGCUACGUCUUAUAGACUGGGGUCUGGCAGAGUUCUACCACCCGUCCCAGGAGUACAACGUCAGAGUGGCCUCGCGAUACUUCAAGGGCCCCGAACUCCUGGUGGACUACCAGAUGUACGAUUACAGUCUAGACAUGUGGAGCCUGGGCUGUAUGCUGGCCAGUAUGAUCUUUCAGAAAGAGCCCUUCUUCCACGGACAGGAUAACUACGAUCAGUUGGUGCGAAUCGCCAAGGUCCUGGGGACAGACGAGCUGUUCGGCUACCUGCGUAAAUACCACAUCGAACUGGACCCGCGAUUCAAAGACCUGCUGGGACAGCAGAGCAGGAAGCGGUGGGAACAGUUUGUGCAGACAGAGAACCAGCACCUAGUCAGUCCUGAAGCUCUGGACCUGCUGGACAAGCUGCUACGCUACGACCACCAACAGAGGCUGACCGCGACGGAGGCCAUGGAGCAUCCCUACUUCUAUCCAGUAGUAAAGGAGCAGUCGCUGUCAAACUCUGACAACAACAUGGUUUCCAGUGGCAACACUACAGCGCGGUGAAACACAGAGUUGGAAGAAGAAGAAGAAGGAGAAGAAGAAGAAGAAAAAAAGCUUGUUACCUCAACUUUGUACCCGGUUGUGACAGUAACUUUUGACAAGUGUACAGUGACAAUGGAUCAAAGUAUCUCCGACCAGUUAUACACUCACACACAUGUGCAUACGGAUACACACACUCAUACAUACACAUGUAUACAUCAGGGGAGCACAACUCCAUAUCCACACAUACACGCACACACAUACGCGUACAUACAGUACACCCUCGUCCUCCUCUGUGUCAGUCUGUGAUUGGCUUGUCCUGGUUUCCUGUCCAGCAGCCUGACCAAUGAGCUUGAAGCUGCUGCCCCAAACCCCCCAAUUCCAAACCCUUCAUCGCCCCGUCAAAUGGUCCAAACGUCCUCCCAGCUCAGUCUCACGAGGUCAACAGGGACAAAGUACUUUUAAAGACAAUUCAGUCUCCUCUCCUCUGUCGCCUCCUGUAUAUCAUC
This is a messenger RNA of Solea senegalensis (Senegalese sole), 2127 nucleotides long. It is a transcript of the gene csnk2a2b, whose product is annotated as casein kinase 2, alpha prime polypeptide b. The record is from RefSeq and is a predicted model, not a curated record. Gene Ontology annotation, cellular component: nucleus; cytosol; protein kinase CK2 complex. Bases 590 to 1642 code for a protein of 350 amino acids. Gene Ontology annotation, biological process: regulation of chromosome separation; protein phosphorylation. NCBI's taxonomy places the organism in Eukaryota, Metazoa, Chordata, Actinopteri, Pleuronectiformes, Soleidae. Gene Ontology annotation, molecular function: protein serine/threonine kinase activity; ATP binding. The transcript is spliced from 12 exons.